Messenger RNA from Podospora pseudopauciseta, 4031 nucleotides. RefSeq lists its product as uncharacterized. Gene Ontology annotation, biological process: proteolysis. The coding region runs from base 1907 to 3910 and encodes 667 amino acids. NCBI's taxonomy places the organism in Eukaryota, Fungi, Ascomycota, Sordariomycetes, Sordariales, Podosporaceae. The record is from RefSeq and is a predicted model, not a curated record. The transcript has 3 exons. Gene Ontology annotation, cellular component: cytoplasm. Gene Ontology annotation, molecular function: calcium-dependent cysteine-type endopeptidase activity.
CCUAAACACUGAGGUCAUAAUCAACAACACCUGUAGCUCGCCCUCCAUCUAGGGUUAGGGUCUCUGUUCCUUCCCCUCUUCUUCGUUCUCCAUACAACUUCUCACUAUUUUCUGGCGUGAGACAAAGGAGCGUAAUGCAGCAUGCAUGCUACGAGCCUCGGAAGACACUAUUUGCUUCCAUAACAUACCUCCGCCUAGGCACUGCAUAUCACGACCACCCCGCUUCCCAGCCUCACAGCUCAAGCAUAGAUGAAUGUUCCGUACAGCUGUGCCACAGGGACACUGAGCAACGUUCCGACUGUCAUCGGUGAUGUGGGCCAUGUCGUCUAACCUAACCAUUGCUGCCAAGAAUCCCACCUUCUCAAGUGGCUCAACCCAGCUUCCACUCCAAUAACUCUUCAUCUCACUGCGUUAUUAGCUCGGCUCUAUGCAGUACGGGAAGAAAGCCAACCGACAUUUAUCAAGAAGACGGUGUGCUCUGUCAGCACUCCAUUGGAUAUCUCUCCUUAGUCAGCCCCUUACGAGACCAGCCAGACCAGCAAGCGUGUGGCCCAGCAGCCUCAAACGAGGGCGGUAGCACAACCUUAUUCGUGCUUUGAAGAAGCUCGCCGUUGUAUCCGUCCUCAGUCUGUAACAAACAGUCCCUUUGCUGCAGAUAAGACCCUUGUUUCUUCUUCAGCCCUGUUUACCCCGCCGACCCCAUGCAACCGUUCUAGGCCUACCUCUUGUGGAUAUGAUAUGAGGGAUGCCUAGCUGAAGAGACACAAACGGUGCCAGUGCGUUCGUCUUCAUGCAACCUAGAAGCUCACCUCAGCUAUAGGGCUACACCAUGUCACUCGACGGCGUCGUCCUUAGGUAUAAGUGAGCCUGUUCCCACCUCUCUCUCCCUCUCUCGUGUGUGUCUGCUCUGGUCUUCCUCAACUUUCUCUAGGCUGUCUUGAGUCUUCUCAAGACAUCUGAUCCUUUCUUAGUUACUUCAUAAACUGGAGUAUCCUGUCUUCUCUGUCCAAGACAACCGCCAACCCCAAGUUGCCCAAGAUGUCCACCCCCACCCCCUCCCAUCCCUCCCCCCACAACGAAGAAGAACUACAGCAAGGCUCCCCAGGAGCUCAUCCACGAGUUCUGGGACCGAUACUUCACCAAGAAGCCCGGCAAAGUCACCCGCAUCUUCCCUCGUUCUCUCUAUUCUUCCAUCCUCCCUCUCUCACUCGAGGAUGGCCAACCAGCCCGCUCAGCCCGCAACGCAGCCGAGUCUUAUGAGGCUGCAGCAAAAGAGUGCCGGGAGAAAGUCCAGCGCAUCAUCAAAGAAUGCCACCGUACCAAUGAAAAGUUCACCGACCCCGACUUUGAUAUCGAGUGGGAUCUCGAAGACAACUGCCUCAACGGCCUCGUCCGCUUCGACUGGGACGACUGGGACACCGAUGAUACCGGCAAUGCCGUCAGCGCCGACCGCUUCAAGCGAAGCCUCGACACCCUCGCCGAAUCCAACGCGCUCGGACCAGGCGGAACUGUCGCCUUGGACCCCGGAGUAGUCAGAGGCUACAUCGCCGACGACCCCUGGGCCGCUCUCUUCGGCGCCUGGGGAACCAAAGGCCAACCCGUGACCAAGGGCGCUACCCCCCAAGCUCAACAAGCUGCUGCCGCACAGAAAGGCGUCCUUCCCCACGGCAAAAACUCGCCCCGUCACCACACCGACCCCAGAGCCAACCCCAAAUCCACUAGGAGCAAGAACGGCGUCCAGUGCGGCGAGUGGUACAACCCCGGCUCCAAGCACCGCCUCGACUGGAUUUUUUCGUCUCCCCAAUGGACCAUAGAUGGGUACUCAUCCUCGGACAUCAAGCAAGGCUCCAACGGCGACUGCUGGUGGCUCGCCGCCGUGGCCACCAUCACCCACCGAAAGGACCUAAUGGACAGAGUCUGCGUCGUCCGCGACGAGGAAGUCGGCGUGUACGGCUUUGUGUUCUACAGAGACGGGGAGUGGAUCUCUGUCGUGGUAGACGACAACCUCUACCUCCAGUACCCCGACUUUGACUACUACGGCGACCGGUACGACUCGACCGGCAAGUUGGCAAGGGAGUACAGAAAGAGAUACCAAACCGGGAGCGAAGCCCUCUAUUUUGCGCAGUGCGAAGACCAAAACGAGACUUGGCUCCCGAUCUUGGAGAAGGCGUACGCAAAGGUUCACGGGGAUUACGAGGCUAUUUCUGGGGGGUGGAGCGGGGAGGCUGUGGAGGAUAUGACUGGCGGUGUUACUACCACUGUUGCUGCCAACCGGGUGCUCAGGAAGGAUAAGCUUUGGAAGGAGCUGGUGAAUGCUGAUGGGGAGUUCGUCUUCGCCUUGUCGGCUAUCGGGACAGGGUGGGAUAGCUACAAGGGUGGCCUUGCGUUGGGGCAUGCUUAUUCUAUUCUUAAGGCUACGGAGGAGGUGGGUGAGGAUGGGAAGAAGGUGAGGUUGGUCAAGAUCAGGAACCCGUGGGGUCAGAGGAGCAGUGAUGGUGUGGGGGAGUGGAACGGGCCUUGGUCGGAUGGGAGCAAGGAGUGGACUCCUUACUGGUUCAAGAAGCUGAAUCAUACUUUUGGGGAUGAUGGUGUUUUUUGGAUGAGUUAUUCUGAUAUGUUGGAGACGUUUUUGUUUAUCCACCGGACUAGACUUUUUGAUGAGAAGUGGACGGUGGUGCAACAAUGGACGAGUGUGAGUGUGGGCUGGGUGGCGGGGUAUCUCAACCAGAAAUUCGUGAUCGAGGUCAAAAAAGCAGGGACGGUGGUUGUGGUGUUGAGCCAGCUUGACGAAAGAUACUUCCAGGGCUUUGAGGGACAAUACAACUUCUCCCUUCACUUCCUGUUGAAGAAAGAAGGCGGCAAGGACGAGGAGCACAUCUGCCGGGUGAGACCUGUUCACCAGUGGGAGAGCCGAUCGGUAAGCUGUGAGGUUGACCUCGAGCCGGGGAGGUAUGAGGUCUUGCCCAAGGUGACGGCCGAAAGAUGCGACUGGAGGGAUCAAGUCGAAGACGUUGUCAAAAAAUGGGCCGAUAAAAACCCCUCCAAACUCCGCCAGGUAGGCAUGCAAUACGACCUCGCCCACGCCAAAGGUGGCAUCCCCGACGAGGACGACCUCAUCCUCAAGAAAAAGGAGGAGGCCAAGAGGAAGUCUGAGGCGAAGAAGCUCAAGACCAAAGAAAAGGCCAAGCGGAAGAAGGAGAGGGAGAAGGCUAAGAAGCGGAAGGAGAAGGAGAAGAAAAAGAAGGCUGCUGCUGCCGAGGUCACGGUGAAAGUUCCCGAGGGUGGUGAGACGACGGUUAAUGUCAAGGCUGGCGAGAAGAAGGAGGACACUGACAAGAAAGAGGAAUCGGAGAAAUCGGAGGAUGCGGUUGAGAAGAAGGAGGAUGAUGCUGCUGCUGCCACUACCAAGGCUGAGGAGAAGAAGACUGAAGCUCCCAAGACCAUCUCCACCGCCUCUUCGUCCGCCCCUGCUCCCCCCAAGGAAGGACAGAAGGAGGAGAAGAAAGACGACGGUAAGAAGGAGGAGACACUGGCUAUCAGGCCUGCCCCCCCCACCACCACCACCCCAGCCGCGGAGGAGAAAGAAGCCAAGCCUGACGAGAACAAAGCAGAAGAGAAGAAAAAGGAAGAGGAGGAGGAUGAUUCCGAGUCUGAGUACGAGUCUGAAACGGAUGAGGAGGAGGAGAAAGAAAAGGAGGAGGAGGAACAGCGGCAGAAGGAGGAAGAAGAAGCCCGCAAAUUGGCCGAGGACGAGAACUCGCCUUCCAUUCCGUGGAACGCGGUUGCUGUUCUUGGGUUGAGGGUGUAUGCCCAGGAUGCCGGGGUGAGUGUGCACCUUGCCAAGCCGAAGAGUGAUGAGGAGGGGGCGAGUUUGGUGAUUGAUAGCCAGGCUGUGGGUGCUACUAUGUAGAUAUGAGUUGAAAGAUGGUAGACAGUCUGAUGGUUUCUUGCAUCUUGACAACCGCUCUCCCGCUAUGUGUCCUUUUUUUUUCAUUUUUUUUAGAGCUAUGGCCAUGGGUAAUUGCUUGCUG